GUAUCCCAUCCCAUUCCCAUCAAUCAUCUUAACUCGCCCACAUCACCUUGCCUUUUGCUCUCUCUCUUGCCCAGGCCCCAGAGACCUCAACUCCACACAUCCUCCGCCGACAUGAAGUCCACGACCGCCCUGCUCGUCGGUGCCUUCGCCGCUGCUGCCACGGCCCAGGUCAGCAGCCUCCCUCAGUGUGGUGUAAGUCUCCCGUGCUCUCUCUUCUCCCCUCAUCCACCUCUUCAAACACUCUAAUGCUGACAUUCCUGUCCACAGCAACUCUGCGUCAACAACAUGAUCGAGUUGGCUCCCUCUCUUGGCUGCGACGCCUCCGACUACGCAUGCCUGUGCAACAACGCCAACUUUCAAUACGGCAUCCGGGACUGCUCCAACGAAUAUUGCGGCAGUCCAGACCUUGCCAGCAGUGCCAUUGCCUAUGGUAGCGGCUACUGCUCCUCUGUCAUUGCCUCUGCUACUGGAACCUCUUCUGGUGCCUCGGGUGCUUCAACCACCACGGAGUCUCCAAGCGUUACCGGACCCGCUUCUGGAAGCGCCACUGCAACUGAGACGGGUAAGGGAGGUGCGGGUGGUUCAAGCUCAGCUAUCACCACAUCGGCCAUCGUGUCUGUCGAGACCUCCGCUUCCUCCACCAUCACCAAGACCGUCGGAUCAACCACCAUCUACACCAUCAUUGGCGGUGAGGGGGCAAGCGCCGCUGCAACUGCCACCUCCGGUGCGGCUGGUGCCGGCGUGUCAAGCUCAGCUAUCACCACAUCUGCUCUUGUCACCGUUGAGACCUCAGGCUCCUCUGCCAUCACCUCUACUAUUGGAUCUACCACCAUCUAUACCAUUGUAGGCGGUAAGGGUGCCAGCUCCGCUGCCACCGCUACUUCUGGUGCUACUGGUGCCGGCGGUUCCAGCUCGGCUAUUACCACCUCUGCUCUCGUCACGGUCGAGACCUCAGGCUCCUCCACCAUCACUUCUACCAUCGGAUCCACCACCAUCUACACGCUCGUCGGUGGUGCAGUUGGAAGCUCUGCGACCGAAACGUCCGGCGGGGCCGGUGCCUCCACGCUCUCAACUGUCGUUUCCAGUGCUGCUGCCUCCGGAGCGAGCGGCUCAGGUUCCAGCGCCGGCUCUGCCGCUCCCAGCUCGACUUCCAAGGCCGCUGGAGCUAUUCAGACCGCUGUUCCUGGAUUCGUCGCCGCAGCGGGUCUUGCAGCUCUCCUCCUGUAAUGACUGGAUCGCGUCUUGGUUGACGGAAAUGGGAUGGGGUGGGGAAGUGGUAAUGGUCUAAUUGGCGGACGUGCUUUGGUUGUUGAUACCCUCUUGCUUUCUUGCUCAUGUUUACCCAGCAUUGAGUCUUCAAAACGGUUUUUCUGCUGCGAUACGGUUUAACGCAUUACGGCAUUACGGCAUUAC
Molecule: messenger RNA, 1413 nt
Organism: Amorphotheca resinae ATCC 22711
Lineage: Eukaryota; Fungi; Ascomycota; Leotiomycetes; Helotiales; Amorphothecaceae
Exons: 2
Coding region: 286-1227 (313 amino acids)
Source: RefSeq, a predicted model, not a curated record